AUGUGUGUUGGUCUUAUCCAGUAAAUUUCUUACACAUAGUCAUCCUCUGUGAAUUAGCGCAGAUCCUUCAAAUCGAACGUGGAAAGCAAGCGCAGGCGAUUCGUUAGAGAAAGUUCAAAAAACUUAAUUAAUGGCGAACAGAAAUCAAAUCCCCACUAACAACUCAGCUCUUAUUGCUAUGAUUGCCGAUGAGGACACGGUGGUUGGUUUUCUGCUGGCCGGUGUGGGUAAUGUUGACUUGCGGAGGAAGACAAAUUAUCUUAUUGUAGACUCAAAAACCACUGCCAAACAAGUUGAAGAUGCAUUUAAGGAGUUCACAACAAGGGAGGAUAUUGCUGUCAUUCUGAUUAGCCAAUAUGUUGCAAAUAUGAUAAGGUUUCUGGUGGAUAGCUACAGCAAGCCUGUUCCCGCAAUCCUGGAGAUUCCAUCCAAGGAUCAUCCGUAUGAUCCAGCACAUGAUUCUAUUCUUUCACGGGUUAAAUACCUCUUUUCUGCAGAAUCGGUGGCAUCUGGGAAGCGUUAAAUGCAGAUAUGCACAUGUAUGACUUCACUAUCCCAUCAUGUUUCUGUUUCCUUCAUGCAUUGUAUAUUACGACGUAAAUUACUCUUCCCAGAGAGUUGGUAAUGAUUCUCGUCAGAGUUUCCAUGA
Hibiscus syriacus is the source of this 649-nucleotide messenger RNA. RefSeq names its product V-type proton ATPase subunit F-like. The transcript has 5 exons. The coding region runs from base 131 to 523 and encodes 130 amino acids. NCBI's taxonomy places the organism in Eukaryota, Viridiplantae, Streptophyta, Magnoliopsida, Malvales, Malvaceae. Gene Ontology annotation, cellular component: proton-transporting V-type ATPase, V1 domain; membrane. The record is from RefSeq and is a predicted model, not a curated record. Gene Ontology annotation, biological process: proton transmembrane transport. Gene Ontology annotation, molecular function: proton-transporting ATPase activity, rotational mechanism.